Molecule: messenger RNA, 2030 nt
Organism: Triticum urartu
Lineage: Eukaryota; Viridiplantae; Streptophyta; Magnoliopsida; Poales; Poaceae
Source: RefSeq, a predicted model, not a curated record
UUCUCAAUUACUGAUUUGGAAGAGACGGGUAGGAUGGGCCGUGCUCAGCAUUUAACUUCAUGCUGGGCCCGUGUCACAGCACCAGCGUUAGCCUGGGCAGCCCAUAUUACUGCGCUUGACCGGUUCAAGUUUUUGGCGCCAGUGCGGAUCCCUUUCUCUGCUGCCCUGCAAUUGGCGCCCGCUCCCCUCCACGCUGACACACACACGUCGCCGCCCAAUGCCAACCUUCCACAUGGAGGCGCAUGGCACCAAACCAUCUUACUACCAGGUCAACCAGCAUCUCCACAGGCCACAGCAUACGCCGCCGCAUAAACAUCUCCGCCGGCCGCGCGGCGCUCGCACGCCAACUGCCAACGCCACCAUAAGUACCUUCUUCACACCGGUUAGGCCCCUUCACCCGCUCCAAGCCGCAUCCUUCCAUCCAUCCAUCCUUCCCAGCACGCAGCCAGCUGAUCGAGCUCAUCGAUCCCUCCCCCUCCUCCUCCUCCUCCUCUGUUAAACAGCGUUGCACCGAGAGAGACAGAUACCAGAGGCGUCCAUGGGCUCCGGGACGAGCUCCUGCUGCGGCGGCGCCGAGAAGGUGGGGCACGGGUGCGUGAGCGCGUCAUCGGGCGCCGCGGCGGGGACGGGCAGCGGCGGCGGCAGCACGUGGAGGAUCUACAGCUACAAGGAGCUCCACGCCGCCACGGGCGGCUUCAGCGAGGAGAACAAGCUCGGCGAGGGCGGCUUCGGCAGCGUCUACUGGGGCAAGACCCCCGACGGCGUCCAGAUCGCCGUCAAGCGCCUCAAGCCCAACAACAACAACUCCAAGGCCGAGAUGGAGUUCGCCGUCGAGGUCGAGGUGCUCGCCCGCGUCCGCCACCGCAACCUGCUGGGGCUCCGCGGGUACUGCGCCGGCGCCGCCGCCGACCAGCGCAUGAUCGUGUAUGAUUACAUGCCCAACCUCAGCCUCCUGUCCCACCUCCACGGCCAGUUCGCCUCCGACGCCACCCUCGACUGGCGCCGCCGUGUGGGUGUGGCCGUUGGUGCCGCCGAGGCGCUUGUGCACCUCCACCACGAGGCUUCUCCCAGCAUCAUCCACCGGGACAUCAAGGCCAGCAACGUGCUGCUUGACUCCGACUUCGCGCCGCUCGUCGCUGAUUUUGGGUUCGCCAAGCUCGUCCCCGACGGCGUCUCGCACAUGACCACCAGGGUCAAGGGCACCCUCGGCUACCUCGCGCCGGAGUACGCCAUGUGGGGCAAGGUCUCCGGGGCGUGCGACGUGUACAGCUUCGGCAUCCUUCUCGUCGAACUGGUGUCGGGCAGGAAGCCUAUCGAGAGGCUGCCGUCGGGUGCCAAGCGCACCAUCACCGAGUGGGCGGAGCCCCUCAUCGCGCGCGGCCGGCUCGGGGACCUCGUGGACCCGCGCCUCCGUGGCGUCUACGACGCGGCGGAGCUGGCGCGCAUGCUCGAGGCCGCCGCGCUCUGCGUGCAGGGGGAGCCCGAGCGGCGUCCGGACAUGCGCGCCGUCGUGCGGAUCCUGCGCGGCGCGACUGCCGCUCCUGACGGCGCGGCCGCGGCGGCCUCCAAGGGGGGCAACGACGCCCAGGUCCGGCCUGCGGUGAGGAUGGAGAGCGUCAAGUACGCAGACCACCUUAUGGAGACGGAGAACAGCGUGUACUCCGGCGACGGGGACGAGGACGAGGAAGACGACGAGAAGGAGGCCGCCGACUACAGCAGCGACGAGGUGGAGGAGUACUCGCUGAUGGACGACCAGAGCAGCAUGAACUUCGGCGUGUUCGGCGCCAUGCCGGUGGUGCCGGUGCAGACCAUGCACGACCCCUACGUCAGGAGGUUUGGAGGAAAUGGCGUCAAGAUAUGAUAAUGUGCUAUUCUAUUGUGUGACAAUGCCGGCUAUGUUAUAUUAAUUUCGUUGAUGUAAACCUGUGCUUAAUUAGUUGGGAUCAAGCUGGUGAUUAAAUUUAUUGUAAUUUAUGGGACUUGGAAGUAAGUUCUUGUUUUCAUUAAACACAAAAUAUUAAGUUCUUGUA